UUUAUCGGGGUCGUUCGCUUAUAAUGAAGGCACUUGGCGCUGGGCGAAGGGCUGCCCAAACGGCCGGUCGCGCGUUCAGUGCUGUUCGGCGGUUUGCCAUACGUCCCGAGGUAUUUGGAAUUGUCCCAGUUUCGUCGAAGGACCAUACAAGACUUCACUAGGGCAACCACGGGCGCGCGCGGCUCGGCGCAGGGCAACUUCGGCCUGAUGGACCUGGUGGCCGGGCUGCACUGGCUGCGCGAGAACCUCCCGGCGUUCGGGGGCGACCCCGAGCGGGUGACGCUGCUCGGCCACGGCACGGGCGCGGCGCUCGCCAACUUCAUCGCCAAUGACAAUUCAGACAUUUACACUUCGCCU
Gryllus bimaculatus (two-spotted cricket) is the source of this 357-nucleotide messenger RNA. Lineage: Eukaryota; Metazoa; Arthropoda; Insecta; Orthoptera; Gryllidae. The record is from the annotation of a GenBank genome assembly.